Molecule: messenger RNA, 3958 nt
Organism: Aegilops tauschii subsp. strangulata
Lineage: Eukaryota; Viridiplantae; Streptophyta; Magnoliopsida; Poales; Poaceae
Product: receptor-like protein EIX1
Molecular function (GO): protein binding
Source: RefSeq, a predicted model, not a curated record
ACCAGGAUGGUUUUCAGCGGCAGGUUUGGACUGGCUGAAGAUUUCCCUCUUCCCGGCAAGGCCUUCGCAAGCGCGGAGGAACGGUGGCUGCAUGCAAGAAGAGGGGGUCCCCCAAAACCCGAGGGACUUUGACACCAUGGCGAUUCUGGUUCACUGAAGGAUAUGGAAAGAGAGGAACGCGAGGAUCUUCAACGCCGCGCACUGCACAGCGGCACAGGCAGGCUUUGAAGCUACCAUGGAGGAGUUCAGAAUGUGGAAGGCUGCUGAUUGUAUCAACCAGCUAUUAGUGUAGCUAACUGUUCCUGUUCUGUUCCUUCCUUCCCAGAUCAACACAAUCUCUGUGUUGCCUCAAACACUAUACUUGUAUUUUCUCUUCUCUCUUAAUAAAGAUCGGACACCGGCCUUUUUGACAGGAUUGUUGUUUUUUCAGCCGGCCAAUGUUCUCUGAAUGUCUGAUUCAAUUUCGGAAGCGGAAAACCUAACCGCGGCCAAUUGACGCACAUAACAUCAAGCGAUCAACUGCUAAUAUGUCAUAAUACAUGAAGACAUGAGCAGGUAAUGGAUAUUCUUAAGGAGGUUGACUGCAAGUCAAGUCAAGGUAAGCGGACGCGUUUGCUAUUGCCAUCAAUCAGGAAUUUCAAAGUAGGGACAUAAAUUUCCAUGCAAUUUCCAAUGCAUUUCUUCAGAGAAGCACUGAUUGGCUGGCCUACUAAAGCCACAGAAUCCUACUACCUUUUAUUCAGAUAUAUAUAUAAGUACUGAUUGGCUGGCUUAAAAGCCACAGAAUAAGAAUAACAACCCAUUUCCCAAACUCGGACAUCCCCCAUGGGUGCAACUGCAGCCUGCUGCGUCCUGCUCAUUCUAGCCGCCACGGCUGCCUCCUCUGUGUACGCACAACAAGCCGGCGGUGGGUGCUUCGCAGGUGAGAGGGAUGCGCUGCUCUCAUUUCGAGCCGGCAUCGGAAAAGAUCCCCAGGGCCUCCUCGCCUCGUGGAGUGGCCAGGAUUGCUGCCUCUGGAAUGGCGUCAGGUGCAGCAACACAACAGGCCAUGUUGUCGAGCUCGGCCUCCGCAACAGUUUCUUCUUGGAUGAUCAGUUCGCUCCCGUGUUCUCCAACAACUCUCAUGGAAUGCGUGGAGAGAUAAGUUCUUCCUUGCUUGUUCUGCGUCAUUUGGAGCACCUAGAUCUCAGUGGGAACUAUCUCGGGGGAAUAGGCGUGCCCAUACCAAGAUUCUUGGGCUCUCUCCCGAGCUUGGUAUAUCUCAACCUCUCCUCCAUGGAUUUCGACGGGAAGGUGCCCCCUCAACUCGGCAACCUCUCCAGGUUACUAUAUCUUGACCUCAACAACAUCUGGAAUCCUAAUGAGUUUUAUGGUGAUGAUAAUAUAUUGCAUGCCGAGGAUAUAUCGUGGUUACCACGUCUCCCUUUGCUAAGGUUUCUCGACAUGAGUGGUGUGAAUCUCACCGCUGUUGGCAACUGGGUUCAAGUGCUUAGCAUGCUUUCUAAUUUGAGAGCACUUCGCCUUUCUGAAUGCCAUCUUGUCUUUCCACACACACCUAUUCUGCAUCCUAACCUAACAUCACUUGAGAUGCUUGAUUUAACAGCGAGUGGGAUUGACACCUUGAACCCAACCUACUGGUUCUGGGAUGUUGGCACCAUCAGGCAUCUUGAUCUCACAAAUAACAUAAUUUCUGAACCUUUUCUGGAUGCAAUGGGAAAUAUGACUUCCCUUGAGGUUCUGAAACUUGGAGGCAAUUACCUCACAGGUGUAAGAACCGAAAUCCUGAACAACCUGUGCAAUUUGAGAGUGCUAACACUGUGGUCAAAUCCGAUCAACCAAGACAUUUCAGAAGUUUUGAAGGGGUUGCCUCAGUGCGCAUGGAGUAAGAUAGAGUUGCUAGAUCUAUCUUGUACCAAUAUCAGUGGGGAAAUUCCAAAGUGGAUUAACCAAUGGACUAAUUUGAGCAUUCUUCAACUAUCUUCAAAUAGGCUUGUAGGAUCAAUAUCUACUGAAAUUGGUAUGCUCAGCAAACUCAACCAGUUGUAUCUCGAUGGUAAUCAGUUAAAUGGCUCUAUAUCGGAGGAACAUUUCACCAGUUCAGUGAAUUUGGAGGAACUGGACUUGUCUUACAACUCCCUACACAUGACAAUCAGCUCACACUGGAAUCCGCCCUUUAAACUGCAUCUGGCUUAUUUCCCUCGUAGCAAAGCUGGACCUCGGUUUCCUUUGUGGCUUAAAGGGCAGAUCAGCAUUACUAAUCUUGACAUUUCUGAUGCAAACAUAGUUGAUUAUCUCCCGGAUUGGUUUUGGACUGUAUUUUCAAAUGUUCAAUAUUUGAACAUCUCUUGUAAUCAGAUCAGUGGCAGGUUACCAAGGACACUUGAAUUUAUGCCUUCUGCUCUAAUAUUUGACCUCAACUCCAAUAACCUCACUGGUACUCUACCGCACCUACCAAGGCAUUUGAUAGAGCUUGACAUUUCCAGAAACUCUUUAUCAGGGCCACUACCGCAACAAUUUGGGGCUCCAUCCCUCAUGGAUUUAUUGCUUUCUGAGAAUAGUAUCAAUGGCACUAUACCACCAUAUAUUUGUCAGUUGCAGUUACUGCAAGUUCUGGACCUCGCAAAGAACUGUCUUGUAGGACAGUUUCCCCUCUGUCCAGAGGUAUCCGAAGGAAGAUUCAUUAAAGCUAUAAUUUUAAAUGAAAACAACCUUUCUGGUGAAUUCCCUUCAUCCUUGCAGAGCUUCCCAGAGUUGAUUCUACUUGAUCUUGCCCAUAACAAAUUUGGUGGAGAGUUGCCGACAUGGAUAGCAAAGAAAUUGCCAGAUUUGUCUUAUCUCAAGCUGCGGCAUAAUAUGUUUUCCGGUUCUAUUCCAGUUGAGCUCACACAUCUUGGAUACCUGCAAUAUCUGGACCUUGCGUAUAACAGAAUAUCAGGAUCAAUACCUCAUACAUUGGGUAACUUGAAAGCUAUGGUUGAGGAUCAGACACAAUCACAAGUUGACCCUUUAACGUGGAGUGUGGAAAGGCCAGGAAACCCUGCCACAGACUAUGAAACAAAAUAUGAUGAUAGCUUAGUAGUGGUAAUGAAAGGUCAAUACCUUGAUUACACUAGCAAUGUCUUUUAUAUGGUUGGUCUUGACUUGUCCUGCAACAAUUUAGUUGGAGAUAUUCCAGUUGAAAUAACAUCUCUUGUUAAUCUGAAGAACCUGAACAUCUCCUAUAAUGGGUUGUCCGGUAAGAUCCCAGAGAAGAUUGGCCUUCUUGGAUCAUUGGAGUCUCUUGACCUGUCAUGCAAUGAACUCUCUGGCGAAAUUCCUUCUGGCUUCUCAGACAUGACAAUGUUAAGCAAGAUGAACCUGUCAUACAAUAAUCUAUCAGGAAGAAUUCCCACCGGGAAUCAGCUCCAGACGCUCAUUGAUCCAGCAUCAUCGUACAUCGGCAACAAAUACCUCUGCGGGCUUCCUCUUUCGAGGAACUGUUCAGGGCCUAAGGUAUUUGGAGGGGAUCUUGACAAGCAUCAAGGAGAGGCGAGGUUUUUCUAUCUUGGUCUGGCUGCGGGAUUUAUCCUGGGUCUUUGGGUGGUCUUUGUUCUCUUUUUAUUUUGUAAGAGAUGCAGAGUUACUUGUUUCCAACUGUUUGACAAGCUAGUGCGUGCUAUAAAAGCAUUCAUGGCCUGAAAUUCUUCAAGCUGCCAUGGAAAAUUUCUGUUCCGAAGACAGAACCCUAAUCAGCAUUGUAUCAUCAUGUAUUUUCUAUUUUUCUUUACACCUUGCUCUUUAAUCGGCUGUACCGUACUAUUCAAUUUGGGGGCAUUCCUUCAGUACUCUCUUUUUAUAAUAUACGCCAAGAGAUCAACUCUAGAGGGUUGCUACUACUGUAAUGCACCAUUGUAAUGAGGAUCCACCAUCAUGGAUUGUUGUAGAUAAACAUGGUAUUUUCUCAUCGUUGAGGGUGAAA